AUGGCUCCCAAAAAAGCUCCUAAGCUUUCAAAGCCACAAGGACAGCCUGUCCCUGAGAAGCGUGGCUAUGAAUUCGGUGGGCCCCUAGGCGCCUUCGGAAUCGUGUUCGGACUCCCAAUAUUGGUUUAUGUUUUCACCUUUGUUUGCAAUGACGUGUCUGGGUGUCCUGCGCCCUCGUUGCUCAACCCCUCGACCUUGUCUAUCGAUCAAUUGAAGCGUGAAGUGGGCUGGCCUAAGGAAGGUGUUGCAGGACUCUUCGAUCUUGAAGUGACACUGUGGGUCUUGAGCUACUAUGCAUUCAGUCUGUUCUUGCAGAUUUCAUUGCCUGGUCAGGUCUUGGAGGGUGUUCCUUUGGCAUGCGGGGGAAGACACAAAUACAAGUUCAAUGCAUUCCCUUCGGCCCUCAUUAUCCUCGGCAGUCUGGCCGCCGGUACCUAUAUGCAUGGAGCGGACUUCGUGGUGUGGACCUUCCUGUGGAACAACUACGUGAAGGUUAUUACCGCCAACCUUCUGAUCUCUUCCACCGUUGCGCUUUUCGUCUACCUGAAGAGUUUCUCUGUUCCCGAGCCCGGCAGCGCCAAUCCCGACUCGCGCGAGCUGGCUCCCGGUGGUCACACAGGAAAUGUGCUCUACGACUUCUUUAUUGGUCGCGAACUUAACCCCCGGCUCCGUUUGCCCAUUCCUUUCGUCAGUGAGGAAUCGCGUACCAUUGAUAUCAAGGUGUUCAUGGAGAUGCGACCAGGUCUGCUCGGAUGGACGAUCCUGAACCUGUCCAAUGUGGCUCACCAGUACCGCACCUACGGUUACGUCACCGACUCGAUCAUUCUAGUCACCAUCUUCCAGGCAUUCUACAUCUUGGACUCACUGUACAUGGAGCCAGCCAUCAUGACUACUAUGGAUGUGAUCAUGGAUGGCUUCGGCUUCAUGCUAUCCUUUGGUGACGUGGUCUGGGUCCCUCAUGUCUACAGCAUUCAGAGCCGUUACCUUGCCGUCUUCCCUCUCCAGUUGGGCUGGUCCGGCAUGGCGCUCGUUGUGGGUGUUACUGCUGUUGGAUACUCAAUCUUCCGUGGCGCCAACAACCAGAAGAAUCGAUUCCGCACUGACCCCAACGACCCUCGCGUCAGUCACAUCAAGUACAUCGAGACCGCCAGUGGAUCGAAGCUCAUGAUCUCCGGAUGGUGGGGUCUCGCCCGGCAUAUCAACUACUUGGGUGACUGGGUCAUGUCGUGGGCCUACUGCCUGCCCACUGGUAUUGCGGGUUAUGCCAUCAUUGAAACCAUCAACCCAGCCAGCGGUCACCUGGAGAAGCAUGCCGUGCAGACCCCCGAGAUUCGCGGCUGGGGAAUGAUUUUCACCUACUUCUACAUGCUGUACUUCGCGGUCUUGCUGAUUCACCGUGAGAUGCGUGAUGAGGAGAAGUGUGAGCGGAAGUAUGGCGCUGACUGGACCCGGUAUACUUCGCUGGUUCGCAGCCGUAUCAUUCCCGGCAUUUACUAG
Messenger RNA from Penicillium pulvis, 1497 nucleotides. RefSeq lists its product as uncharacterized. Lineage: Eukaryota; Fungi; Ascomycota; Eurotiomycetes; Eurotiales; Aspergillaceae. Bases 1 to 1497 code for a protein of 498 amino acids. Gene Ontology annotation, biological process: ergosterol biosynthetic process. The transcript has 3 exons. Gene Ontology annotation, cellular component: endoplasmic reticulum membrane. Gene Ontology annotation, molecular function: Delta14-sterol reductase activity. The record is from RefSeq and is a predicted model, not a curated record.